Ostertagia ostertagi is the source of this 804-nucleotide messenger RNA. Lineage: Eukaryota; Metazoa; Nematoda; Chromadorea; Rhabditida; Trichostrongylidae. The record is from the annotation of a GenBank genome assembly.
AUGAAGAGGUACCUUGCUCUUCAACUGGAGAGGCCGCGAUCUGCUGUUGACGGAUGGCGUCCAGUUGCGAGCGAGUCUCUUGAUGACCAUAAUAUGGACUUCUCGCUACUGGUCAGCAUUCUACUGCACUCCGUCACAACUACAUUUGGGAUCGCCGCUAAUACACUACUGAUUUAUCUAGUGGUGAACAAAACACCAUCGAAUCUUACAGGCUAUUCUGGCCUAAUUUUAAAUCUCGCCGCAUGUGAUCUUUCCGCAUGCCUCUCCGCUCUAUUCGUUCAGCAGAGAAUCAUACCGGAUGGGCUCGGGCUUUACUAUUUUUCUCAUGGACCGUGCAGGAGUUUCGGACCUAUGGUUUGCUAUAUUGGAUAUAGUUUUAUGCUGCAUUGCUACGCUCACGCUCUUUAUAGUCUAUUGUUUUCGUUUUCGUAUCGCUUUUAUGUCCUAAGCCAUUGUCAGCCAAGGAGAUGCGUUAUCAGAGCGAUCAUCGCCUUGAUCUACAUUCCAUCAUUCAUUCAAUUUGUAACCUUCUGUUUUGCAAGUGACAGCGAAGCCGACGUGAAGUUUGCAAUACGUCACAAAUUCGGUUACGAAACCAACUCGGAGUGCGUCAGCGGGCACCUGAAUAUUCUCAGCUUUGUGACGCUAUACACAAUUCUUCAUAUGACACUGCCUGUUAUUCCUGUCUACAUAACUAUACUGAUUCUUAGAAAGCUGAUCAUUUCGAAGCUUCAUUUUGAAGUGAACAUAUCAGAAAGAUCCCGGCAUCUCCAAUCUCAACUGCUCAAAGUAGGGCUAAUGUAA